Candida albicans SC5314 is the source of this 372-nucleotide messenger RNA. RefSeq lists its product as uncharacterized. NCBI's taxonomy places the organism in Eukaryota, Fungi, Ascomycota, Pichiomycetes, Serinales, Debaryomycetaceae. The record is from RefSeq and is a predicted model, not a curated record. The transcript has a single exon. The coding region runs from base 1 to 372 and encodes 123 amino acids.
AUGGUUAGUAUUCUGGAAAAUUUCACUAAUUCGUUCCCACGUAAUAUUACUGCUUUGAACUCCCAAAAAAGGGGUAUGCCACUACAAGAAACAUCACCAAACAUAAUAAACAAAUCACCGAUAAAACAACAACCAGUUUCAGUGAUUUCAUCAAAGAAAAGGUUAGCAGGGAGCCCUGUAUCUUUACAACGCGAAUCUGUGCGGUUGAAAGUCAAUAAACCAGAAUCUACUCCAACAGAUUUUGAUAGUACAUUUGGAACCACUGAAGCUGAAAUCGAAUUAAAUUAUAGAAAUUGGUUGCUAGAAAGGCGGUUACAGCAAGCUAAUGAAAUGAAAGAUUUUCUAAUACUAGAGCAAGAAGUAUCGAUAUAG